Molecule: messenger RNA, 3213 nt
Organism: Aspergillus nomiae NRRL 13137
Lineage: Eukaryota; Fungi; Ascomycota; Eurotiomycetes; Eurotiales; Aspergillaceae
Gene: pkcA
Product: protein kinase c
Exons: 10
Coding region: 1-3213 (1070 amino acids)
Biological process (GO): signal transduction; fungal-type cell wall biogenesis; protein phosphorylation
Molecular function (GO): ATP binding; diacylglycerol-dependent serine/threonine kinase activity
Source: RefSeq, a predicted model, not a curated record
AUGGACGGGGACGACCUCAUCGCCUCGGUCUACCGCAAGAUCGAGCGGGAAAAGGCCCUGAUCACCGCCGCGUCCAAUAUGCGACAGUCAACCGAUAAUCCCCUCGUGCAGCAGAGAGUCGACGCGAACAUCCGUGAUGGUCGGAAGAACAUUGCUUACUUGGAGGAGAAGAUGAGAGAGUUGCAGCUACGUCGAGAUGGAGGAUCCCCUACGGAUAAGCGUCUCCCACCUGAACCGGGCGCAGGACCAGCCCUCCUCCGAAGGACUAUGAUGAGCAUGACGCCUCGGGAGCUUACCCGCAAGGAGGAUCUGGUCCUAUGCCGUCGGGCGCUCCCUUUGCAGAUCCCCGGCCUUUCGCUCCUGUUCCCAAGGCUCGGCCGAAUUUUACUAAACUUGGUAUGCUUCAUCUACUUGAUCAAAUAUGAUACCCCCUAUCUCGGACCUAAGAUCCAGCUCAUGUUGUCGCAACUCGAGUUCAAGCUGAGUGUUGAGAAGCAAUACAAAGCGGGUAUUGAGAAGAUGGUUCGUCUGUAUCAGGAUGAGGGUGAUAGAAAGAGCCGCGCAGAUGCCGAGGGCCGGCGGAUCGAGAGUAAUCAGAAGAUUCAACUGCUAAAGCAGGCCUUGAAGCGAUAUGAAGAUCUUCACGUUGACAUUGAACCGACAGACUCCCCGGACGAUGAGAGUUUGAACACACCAAACAUGCGCAAGCCACUUACUGGUCUUCUGACGUUGCGUAUCCAGGCGGUUACUGAUGUAGAUCAUGCCGCCAGCUCGAGGUUCUCUCGGGGCCCGAGACUUUCGUCAUCAUCAAAGUUGAAGACACUAUCAAAGCCCGCAAACGAAAUUGAACUUACCGUGUACGACAAGUCGGGUGACAGGCCCACUCCGAUUGGCAUGCUUUGGGUGCGCAUCUCCGAUAUCGCCGAGGAGAUGCGUCGCAAGAAGCUCGAAAGCGAGCUCAAUGCAUCAGGUUGGGUUUCUGCGGAUAAGAUGGAACACGGAGGUUCGUCGGGGCGGCCUGACACCGCUGGACAACCAGGAUCUCCGCAUGCCCCGGGCUCCGCGGGGCAUCUUGGCCCCCCUGCUCAGGGUUAUGCAGGUGCUCCGGGUGGAGCGCCCUCUUCUAACUCAGUGAUGAUCGAGUCUUGGUUCGCAUUAGAGCCCGUGGGGCGGAUCCAUCUGUCGAUGAGCUUUGCCAAACAAUUGAAGGAUCGACGACCGUUCGAUAUUGGUCUUAACCGACAGGGUGCCGUUCGUCAAAAGAAGGAAGAGGUCCACGAAAAGCAGGGACACAAGUUCGUCACUCAACAAUUUUACAAUAUCAUGCGUUGUGCUCUCUGUGGUGAUUUCCUGAAAUAUGCUGCCGGCAUGCAAUGCGCCGACUGCAAGUAUACGUGUCACCGCAAGUGUUACCCGAAGGUCGUUACCAAGUGUAUCAGCAAAGCAAACUACGAGACGGAUCCAGACGAGGAGAAGAUCAAUCACCGUAUUCCUCAUCGGUUCGAGGGCUUCUCCAACCUCUCUGCCAACUGGUGCUGUCACUGCGGGUACUUGCUCCCAUUUGGACGUAAAAGUGCCAAGCGAUGUUCAGAAUGUGGCCUCACUUGCCAUGCCAAUUGUACUCAUCUUGUACCUGACUUCUGUGGCAUGUCUAUGGAAGCUGCGAACCAGAUCUUAGAAACGUUGAUUCGUGCUAAGAAUCACAAUAAAUCCGCUUCUGUUAGUUCUGGUCUCAGUGGCCGCACCCUGCGGCCAGGUGGCCCGCCUCAAACCCCUCAGGAUCCUGCUCUUGCAUAUCCGCAAAAACCCGUGGAGAGCCCAUAUGGGCUACCUCAAAGAGAGCCUUCUGCCGAAGCCGUGAGCGCUGCAACUAACUCGUAUAUACCACCACAGUCUCCAACGGCCGCACAGCGACAGCAAAUGCCGCCAAGAACGUCAUCUGCAGGUCCUGCCGCUGCUGCUGCCGCUGCCGCCACAGGCAUGCGCACGCCCCAACAGAUGCCUAGUCCGGUGCAAACGCAGCCACCUUCCCACGCCCAUUAUGAUCCUGCCGCGUAUGUGUCCUACCAGCAGAGCAUGGCGCCCCCGCCGCAACAGCCGAUGCCGCAGAAGGUCGCGUCGCCUUACGGUGUACCUCCACAACAGCAGUCUGUGCCAGUAAUGCAACAGCAGGUUGCUGUAAAAGAAGAUGCUCCACCUCAGCAACCCAAGGUCAGGAUUGGCUUGGAUCACUUCAAUUUCCUGGCUGUCCUUGGUAAAGGUAACUUCGGAAAGGUCAUGCUGGCCGAAACCAAGAGCACCAAGAAGCUUUAUGCUAUCAAGGUGUUGAAGAAGGAGUUCAUCAUUGAGAACGAUGAAGUGGAGAGUACCAAAUCUGAGAAGCGUGUCUUCUUGGUUGCGAACAAAGAACGCCAUCCAUUCCUUCUCAAUCUCCACGCCUGCUUCCAGACAGAGACUCGUGUGUAUUUUGUCAUGGAAUAUAUCAGUGGCGGUGAUCUAAUGUUGCACAUUCAACGCGGCCAGUUUGGUUUGAAACGAGCACAGUUUUACGCUUCAGAAGUUCUGCUGGCACUCAAAUAUUUCCAUGAGAACGGUGUCAUAUACCGUGAUCUGAAGCUCGAUAAUAUUCUACUGACACUGGAUGGCCACAUCAAGAUUGCAGACUACGGUCUUUGCAAGGAAAAUAUGUGGUAUGGCGCCACCACAAGCACAUUCUGCGGAACUCCCGAAUUUAUGGCACCUGAGAUUAUUUUGGAUAAAAAAUACGGUCGAGCAGUUGAUUGGUGGGCAUUUGGUGUGCUGAUUUAUCAGAUGCUUCUGCAACAAUCUCCCUUCCGUGGUGAAGAUGAGGAUGAAAUCUAUGAUGCCAUUCUUGCCGAUGAGCCGCUGUAUCCAAUUCACAUGCCCAGGGAUUCCGUUUCGAUCCUUCAGAAACUACUCACUCGCGAGCCAGAACUAAGACUUGGCUCCGGCCCAACCGAUGCCCAAGAAGUCAUGUCUCAUGCCUUCUUCAGGAACGUCAACUGGGAUGAUAUCUACCACAAGCGCGUCCCUCCACCGUUCUUGCCGACCAUCACCAGCCCCACAGACACAAGCAACUUCGAUCAGGAGUUCACCAGCGUCACACCUGUUCUGACGCCUGUGCAAUCCGUCCUCUCCCAAGCCAUGCAGGAAGAAUUCCGUGGUUUCUCCUACACGGCAGACUUCGCCUGA